This is a messenger RNA of Eremomyces bilateralis CBS 781.70, 1002 nucleotides long. RefSeq lists its product as uncharacterized. The record is from RefSeq and is a predicted model, not a curated record. NCBI's taxonomy places the organism in Eukaryota, Fungi, Ascomycota, Dothideomycetes, Eremomycetales, Eremomycetaceae. The transcript is spliced from 3 exons. Bases 351 to 692 code for a protein of 113 amino acids.
AAACAUGGACGAUCAUCUAUGGAUUAUGAGAGCAUGGUGAAUUCCUGGCACGAUCAUGACGAAAGCGGUAGCCUCCCAGCGUACGAGGUGCAGCGGACGAUCAGGAUACCCAGGGGAAAUCCUUGAUUGAGUUCCUCCGAUUAGUGAUGACCGUAUGUACACUGAUGUUCGGUGUAGGUUGCAAUAGAGUUGGACACUUGCACUGUGGGGUCUGACGAUUCUAGUCCCUGUAUCGGACCAGCUGUCUCUGAGUGCCUCUCCCUUCUCCAAGCCGCAUAAGCAAGAAGUAUAUCAUUAUUCAGAACAUACACAGACUGUCGCAUAGCUUUCCGAUUCUACAUAUCAUCAAUAUGCCUGCCUCAGGAGACACCAUCAACCAACGUCAAUCCAACCUCCCGCUCCCCGAUAAACCCCCCGUUGAAUCCGACUGGAACUCUUCCGACUCCAGCACUGUCAACGUUGGCUCGGGUCGUGUCGAAUCCGACAUCUCAGCAUCGGGACAGGGCGGUGACACAUUGAGAGGGCCCGCCACAGCGGGCAGUGACGUAAGAGAAGACAGUUCAGAGACCAUGAAGCACACGGCUGGAAGCAACGUCGGACGCGUGGCGAAGGAUAACUUGGACGGCAUUCCAAACGAUGCGGUGACGAGGGACAAGAAGGAUGCCGCUGGCUUGUCUCAGACGACGAAAUAGGAUGUCAGUGGGAGGAGUGAGAUUUUAUCGGGCAGCAUUUAUCGCUUGCUUGCGCCAUUGAGAAGUGUAAGGCAUAAAAUUCAGGAUAUAGCGAGACUACAAUCCAAUUGAAAAUGUACACUUCACGAAAAUGUCUUGUGUUUUGAUCAGCAUCCUUCACGCCCCCAAAACGGGUUGUGAUUUCAAGGUGAUGUCAUCGCAGGGUCGAAAUAGGUCAGAUGGGAUGAAUGUCUACACGCCUCUAUUGCAACACCGGAGCAUGUCGAGUUUAACUUAAGAACUGACUGAAGUAUCCCAUAUCCAAAUCCGC